Messenger RNA from Arachis ipaensis, 564 nucleotides. RefSeq lists its product as uncharacterized. NCBI's taxonomy places the organism in Eukaryota, Viridiplantae, Streptophyta, Magnoliopsida, Fabales, Fabaceae. Gene Ontology annotation, molecular function: RNA-DNA hybrid ribonuclease activity; nucleic acid binding. The record is from RefSeq and is a predicted model, not a curated record.
AUGCUGAAUCAAUUGUGGAAGGCGAGAAACUCCAUGGUGUUUGAGGAAAGGGUGUUGCAGAUCGAAGAAGAAUUGGAAAAAGUUAGAUCCCUCUUUAAGGAAUUUUGGCAAACCCAGAUCAGAGAGGAAACGAGGACAAGAAGGAAUGAACAGGAGCAUCCAUUAAUGCAAAAUUGGGAGUGCCCACCAAACUCUGACUUGAAAGUUAAUGUUGACACUGCAAUCUUCAGAAAUUUUAAUGGUGGUGUGGGAGUGGUAGUUAGAGACAAUUGGGACCAAAUAAUGGCAGUAGCUUCAUGGGUCAUACCAUACCCACUUGAACCACGAGAGGCAGAGGCUUAUGCAGCCUUUGUUGGUAUAAAAUUAGCAAUGGAGUGUUAUUUUACUAAUAUUAUAUUAGAGAGUGACAAUAUAGGUAGUGAAUGCUCUCAAAAAGCAGGUAAUUUGGACUCUUGUUUUGGAACUUUCAUUAUUGAUGCCCUAGACCUAGUAAGUAAUUUUAGAUCAGUUAGUUUCAAUCAUGUAAAGAGAGGUGGAAACAAAAUUGCUCAUGAACUAGCAUAA